Molecule: messenger RNA, 474 nt
Organism: Aspergillus niger
Lineage: Eukaryota; Fungi; Ascomycota; Eurotiomycetes; Eurotiales; Aspergillaceae
Exons: 4
Coding region: 1-474 (157 amino acids)
Molecular function (GO): oxidoreductase activity
Source: RefSeq, a predicted model, not a curated record
AUGACGAUCAUCGCUGGUCACGCACUGCUUUACGGUAAAGAGAAUUGCUUUUUGAUCUGUAUGUGGCGAUUAGAUCGGCUACUAGGCUCGGAGGGCUCGGCCGUUCUGCAUGGCGCUGGAUCCCUGGACGCUGAUCACCUGCCUCUAGUAAAAGUGUACGUCGAUGGGGAAGUCCGUCGUGGCAAUUAUAUACUGAAAGCACUUUGCUUAGGAGCGAAGGCAGUACUAGUGGGCGUUCUACAAGCUGAGCUCGAGAUGGCCAUGAGAUUGGUUGGGAUCACGGAUCCUUCGCAGACAAACCGGGCCUUUGUUAAUACGCAGGACCUUGGCCAUUUAGUCAUGCAAGAUGUGGGGACUACUGAUUCUCUUGAAGUGGUUAAAGGGCCCUAUCAGAUAAAUUUUUAUGAUAACUACACUAUGAAAUGGCACCGUCCAUCUGAGCCAAUCCAGACAACUAAGCUAACCGAUACUUAA